AUGGACACCAUCGCCAUGUGGGCCAUCUGCUUUGCCAGUGUUCAGCCUACCGUGUUCGCAUGGAGCCUCCCCUCCCGGCCAGACAGGGACAGGGCAAGCCUGGCCCUUGAAGAUUCAACAGAAGCAUCAUCCUGGUCAACAGACGAGGUCGAGUGCUUCUCUGAUUACAUGACCCUGUGGAUCCCCAGACUCCGCCUGGUGGGGCUGAAGUGGUGGCUGGGCCAAGUGCUGCAUGUGCCAGGGACCUGGAGGGAGCCCAGCCACCUGGAUUCUUCACUUGCCAAAUGUGGCUACUCCCUGCAUCCCACUCCCGAUGGGGACUUCAUUUUUCGGGUCCAAUACUCGGCCUGCUUUGUGCAGAAGGAGACGGCAAAUUACAGGUUGGAAAUCAGGAUAUUUCAGAAAGGGGUGAAGAGGUUGGAGCACAGCGGUCGCUACGUGAUGCAGUGUCCUCGCAUCCGGCAGAGGCUCGGCUGGCAGAGCAUUCGCUGCAGCCCCAUGUUCAUGCAGGUCUCCCGGCCUCUGCCCUUCGGGAGCGAUGGUGGACGGAUGCCCUGGCUGUUGUCCCUUCGAGGGGAGCUGGUGACCUCCCUGGAGGACGCUGCCCUGAUGGGAUUGUCCGUGGACAUCAAUGCCACCACGGUUACCGUGCAAAGCCUGCGACAAGACCUUCUUCAGAGGCGAGAGGUGCUGAACACUUCAGUAGAGCUGCUGCCCCUCUGGCUGCUGGGCGGCCCCUACGCCUACUCGCUGGAAGCUGCCUGCCCACUGGGGUGGUCACCGUCUGCCUCAGAGGUCUUGAUCCAUGUCCCCAAGCAGAGGCUGGGUCUGGUCAAAAGGGGUUCCCGCAUCAAAGGAUCUCUGGGCCUACGAUUCCUCCGGGUCCACCAGUCGGACACCUACACGGUCACUGAAAACAGGGACUUUGUGGUGGUUGGCAUCCCCGCGGCUGGGCUGCUCCGCGGCCAGUACUGCCAGGUGGCCCAAGGAACCCCAGGGAUGCAAGCUUCCUACAGGGUGGACUUGAGCCUGCAGUUCACAGAGAUGGAGACCCCGGUCCUGUGGACACUGGAGAGCACCUUUCCAUGCGUGGGUUCAGGCAUGGAGCUGCCGGCCCAAACAACCAUACCGGGCACUGCCCCGUCCAGCCCAUCCCCAGGGCUGGAGAGUCCUCUGGCAGGAGCGUUACCUGCCGCCUCUAGCCAGCUCGCAGUUGCAGGACCUGCUGCCCCGGAAGGACUUCCUCAGGGACCGGAAGAGCUAUUGCCUGAUGUGUCGGUUAAGCAAGGGUUUGGGCAGUUCCUACCAGCAGCCAGACCCACAGGAGGAAUUGGGGCCUCCGCCGCCUCUCUCACCCCCGAGGCCAUCGAGGAUGAGCGUGGUCCCCAGGCUCCCUGGGGGGAAGCGGGAUUACCCCGGCCUCCCCCACCUCCCACCACACUGUCCCCUGAGCCCCUAGCAGCUCCAUCAGAACUGCCCAAAGCGUUCCUGGGCUGGGGACCGUCGGUGGCCCGUACUGAAGCUCUAGGGACAGAGGGGCCCUGGAAGGACCCUGCCCAGUUCGCAGGAAUUCCCCCGCUGCAGGGAGGAUGGUCAGGGCAGGCGGUGGCUGCAUCUGAGGAGCUCAGCCGCGAGGAUCUGCAGUCGCUGGUGAAAGCCCCGGUGGCCAGCCUGGCAGAGGAGUUUCGGGCUACGCAGGAGCUGAGCUCUGGGGCCCAGCAGCGGAGUGGGAAGGACGCAGACCUCGGAGUCAGCUCGAGCGUUCUCAAUGUGUAA
Molecule: messenger RNA, 1776 nt
Organism: Ochotona curzoniae (black-lipped pika)
Lineage: Eukaryota; Metazoa; Chordata; Mammalia; Lagomorpha; Ochotonidae
Gene: CIROZ
Product: chromosome unknown C1orf127 homolog
Exons: 14
Coding region: 1-1776 (591 amino acids)
Biological process (GO): heart development
Source: RefSeq, a predicted model, not a curated record